AUGGUUGCAGAGGGCUUUCUGCUUGGAGGAGAUGGCUGGCCGGAUGAGCCAGAAUUGCCAGGUACAUUUGGCCCACCAGUGCCCGUUUAUUCCAUAAUCUUGACACUGCUUUGGCCUCUUCCAGUGCUUCUUUAUUGGCUUCUUGACUUCUUGCUGACCCGAAGAAGAUUAACAGUCCAAGACACCUACACCAACGAAAGCGGCAGCCAAAUUGCUGCUACUGGAUCCGGGAGCGAAAUGCCGCGCGAGCAGAAUCUGCCUGGCCUGACUACAGUGCAUGACCCGCCCGGCUACUUUCCAAUCAUGAUGGCUUCUCUCGAACACUCAUUGCCACACUUGGCUACAGGCCGUGCGACUGCAGGAGGUCUGGGGAAAGUGGUUGAUUUGAUUGUCAGAAAGCACCCCUCAGACAUCCUUUUGGUGCAUCCGAUGCUUGCAGAAGUGGAGGGCAAGCUGGAAUACGGCAAUCCCAUCGAUGAACAGCCAUCCCUGCGCUUGGUGGUGGAUGGCCAGCGACACGAUAUACGGGUUUUUCGUUUUGCUUCUCCUCCACGGGAAGAGCAAUGCCAACAGGUACGCGUGGAGUUUUUAAUGCUGUCUCAUGAGAUCUUUGAGGCACGAACGUUGGAUGGAAUCUAUCCGAAUCCAAUGUCUCGCAAGGCGGUUCUGACAUUCUUCUCAUUGUGGAAUCAGGCAGUGGGUGCACUUUUAGCAAGGCACAAGCCACGAGUAUUUCACUGUCCAGAUUUUCACACUGCCAUUGCCCCAUGGUAUGCCUUACCUGAACAUCCUGACCUGCGAAUUCUGUUGGUACUCCACAAUGCUGAGUAUCAAGGCACAAUUAGCACUGAUAUGAUCUAUGGGCACACCCUAGCUGCCAUCGCAUCGGUGUUCAAUCUGCCCGUCCAAAUGGUCAAAGAUCACCUGGUAUUGGAUGGCCGAUUCAACAUGCUGAAAGCAGCCGUCGAUUUCAUUCUCGAGAGGCAGAAUGGUGAGGGUGCCUGUGCUGUAUCUCAGUGGUAUGCGGCAGAGUGCCACUCUGCCUAUGGCGUUCUUUGGCACUUACCAGCAGUUCAUGGACUGGACAACCCCAUGCUCGAAGAGGAAAGAGUUGUCAUCACAGGUAGCUUGGCGGAUGCCAAGGCUGAGGCAAAGCAGAGACUUCAAAGAAGAUUCGGACUUGAGGAGAACCCCAAUGCGAGGCUUUUUGUAUCCCUGGGCCGGCUGGUACGACAGAAAGGAGUUGAUCUCAUAGCUGAUGUUGCCGGCUGGCUGCUCUCCAGCUAUGCGGAUGCGCAACUUAUUCUUGUGGGUCCAGUUGGAGAUGGUUUCGGCCACUAUGCUGCGACCAAGUUGGAGCAGCUCCAGCAGCAGCUUCAGCAGCUCCCGGACAAUAGCCAGCGUCGCUUGUACGUCAACAUCCAGUUCAUGCGCGAUCCUGCUGCCCUCAAGGAGAUGAAGUUGGGUGCGGAUUUUUGCCUCAUGCCUUCCCGAGAUGAGCCAUUUGGCUACGUCGAUGUCGAGUUUGCCUGGCACGGAGCUUUGCUCGUUGGCGCCCAAGCUGGCGGACUGGGCAAGGUGCCUGGCUUCUACUUCCUGGCGCAGAAUCGUGAGAAUUUGAGCCGCUUGAGACGCGAGCUGCGCUCAGCAGUGUCACAUGCAAUGAGUGCGUCAGAGGAUCAGUUGCAAUGCAUGGCAGAAGCAGCUGUUCGAUGUACAUUUCCAUUGGAGCGAUGGCAGCGCAAACUGGAAUUCGCAUACAAAAUGGCAGCCGGCGAGUAUUCGAUACCAUGUGAGCGGAGCAUGUCAACGUUGGGCCCAGAGUCCCGGAUGCGGCUACAAUCAGAAGGAGCCCACGAUGCGCCUGGGCCAGGCUUCUCUGUGGAAACCCCGGCUUCCAGCUGGAGAGAACAAGCGCAGACCUUCCUGCCAUACCCGGAGACAGCCGAUCCCGUGCUACUGCCGCAGCCUUCCAGAGGCGCUUGGCCACUGCAAGGCAGCACGACGCCGGUGUCUGCAGUUGACUCUGCUGUGGGCGAGCAGCGCCGCAUGCACAACGCGAGCUUUGCGCGGUCAGCAGCCGGGCCCGAGUUUAUGACUCAGGAGUUGGAUGAAGAAGAGCUUGCAGAAAGAGUCAAAGAGAAAGUACAGCAGCACCCUUGGGGUAUAGAUGAGAUCCUAGAAAGGGUUGGUGAAGAUGUGGACUUUGAGCGCGAACGCAGUUCGGUGGCCAGAUGGCUAUUGGGACGGACAUGUGGUGUUCAGCGCAUUCACAUCGUAGUCGCCCUUGGCUACGUUGCUUCACCAGUGGCUGAAUUCCUGACUUUUGUCACAGCUACCGAGUGGGGUUUGAGAGGCGGAGAAAGCGUUCCCAGAUUUGCUCGGCGGCUGCUGGGUGAGCAAAUCGACCCGCCUAUUCUCAACAUGGCCCUCUUUGCCAUCAAUGCGCUCGCAUUCGCGGUUUCUGCACCUUUGUGGGCAGCGCUCAGCCGCUAUAUUGAACCGAGGAAGGUCAUGGCCAUUAGCUUGAUGCUUCAAGUCCCGCUGCUUCUCACUCUUUGGCCGAUGUAUCCAAGCAUUGAGCUGGCGUGUCUUCUCGUCUUUGCCCAUGGUAUGGUGACAUCUUCUUCAUUUCUGUUCCUUGUUUUUAACUUCAUGAUGUCCAUCAAGGCUGACAUGGCCAACUACGCUGUUCGCCUUGGGGCACUGGAGAUGUUGCGGUAUGGCGUGACCUGGCUGCUGAGCGGCUACAUAUUCCUGGCCUCGCCAUCUUCUUUGCGUGGAACAGAGAACGCCUUAUUCGCAUUCGGCGCAAGUAUGGUCUGAGCACGGUUGUACCCCUGAUCCCGAGAUGCGCAUGGCCAAGUGUAGCUUGCACGUUUGCCCAGAAAGAGCAGCCGCUGCCCACACAGUUUGCUUUUCUUCUUCUGCCCAUCGUCUACACCUUAGAUGCCCUCCUUUCUGGCCAUAUCUUCAUCAUAGAGAGCUGAGGGACUGGUCAUGUUUCUCCUGACGGCCAUCCCGGGAGUUCCUUGACUCAGAGACAAAUCGUCGCACUGAGCAGCAUAAUGCGGCUUCAGCACCGCCGAGCACAACACAUUGAGGCAUUGUUGCUCUUUGCCCCAGGGCUGGGCACUUUGUUACGAAAGGGCACAAAAUAAGAGUUGCAGAGCAGCCUAAUCUAGGCCCUAUCGAGACGAUCGAUUCCCUGGUUGGGAUCUCGACCUCUUCUUCAAGAGAAGGUCCUUUGUGCUGCUGUUCAUCAGUGAUUGCUUGGGAAGUCUCGCCCUUUUCCCUGGGACAUGCUACAUCAGCUGGUGGCUUUCCAACGGGUGGAGCAGUAUGGAGCUGUCUGGCUUGAGUGUGGUCUUUGCCAUUCUGCUGGCCGGUGGUACGUUACUUUGGGCUGCAGCCCUAAGCCGUGCCUCGGUUCACGGCUUCUCUUUCCUUAUCGGAGUGGCUGUGAUGCUAGCACCUGCGAUGAUGCUGCGAGCUCUCGUCCAAGAUGAGGUGGCGACCAUCACAAGCUUGGGGCGCUCAGAGGCGGCCUUGAUUAUAAGUGUCGUCACCCUCUUCCUGGAAGGAGUCCGGUCUUCUGCUUUGUGGACAGCCAAGAUCCGCAUUCUAAACUCACGCUGGCGGUUGCUUAGUUAUGGAACCAUUCUGCAGAGCUGCAGUCAUGCCUGCGCUUUUUUGUCGCCCAUUG
Messenger RNA from Effrenium voratum, 3706 nucleotides. NCBI's taxonomy places the organism in Eukaryota, Dinophyceae, Suessiales, Symbiodiniaceae. The record is from the annotation of a GenBank genome assembly.